Messenger RNA from Amoebophrya sp. A120, 1001 nucleotides. The record is from the annotation of a GenBank genome assembly. NCBI's taxonomy places the organism in Eukaryota, Dinophyceae, Syndiniales, Amoebophryaceae.
AAGACGUGUGGUAUGUUUGCGGCAUGUUCCUCAUCAGCCGAAGAGGGAGGGCGGUGUAGAGAGAGUCUGGCCGCUUCCCGCCUUUUGCUGAGCCUGGGUGUCAGGCUCCGCACUUCUCAUGGAUUGUCUCGCACGGGUCGCGACGCGACGCGAGCACGGCUGCAGCGCCAUCGACACGCCGCGCGUUGGCGCCGUUGGUGGUUGCUUAACCGAUUGCACGGCCCGGCGCGGGUGCGCGAGUUGCUACCAAAUGGGUUGAUGACUAUCAGCCGGGCGCACGCCAGCCAGGGCAGGGGCGAGCAUCGGAGCGGCGUGUAACCCAACACCAUGCGACAGCCGGCGCCGCCCUCUCCUCUUCCGUUUGUUUUUUUGAGUGGAUGGAAUUUCCGGGGGGGCGCCCCACAGACAGGCAGGGGCCUCCAGCAGAGCUGCCGCUACCUGCCACAAAGCGGGCGGCCCACUUUCGACGACCUGGCGCAGGGGUGGGCGCUCGUGGGCCUCGAGGACAAACUGGUGGAGGAGCGCAGCAGCCCCGUCGCCCAAUUUCCCCGUAUGGCCAGCCCGUUUCUUGUGCGCGAGGCGGCCCGAGCCCGCGUUGGGGCGCCACCAGGCAGCCCCGCCCGCCGCCAUUCAUUCGUCGGCGGGGUCAGCAGCGUACGAGCGUGCUUCAGACCGGCAGCGGGGCUCCGGUGUGUGAAUCCGCCCGAGCCCCUCGUAGCGGCGCCGCCCGCGACGCGCCUUGGCUGUGCAGUCUCUGCGCACGCUUCGCUUCGGGGCGCGGGAACGAAUUGGCCCGCCCGCAGCUGCGAGUUGUUUGACCGUGAGGAGCCUGCAGACCAUUUUUGAUUGCCCAGCAGGCUAUACUUGUAUGUUCACACCCCAGAGAAAAGUUGCCAGCGGGACGCUGGCAACUCUGCGGGAGCAGUCAAGCUCCCCUAGACUCAGCGUUGCUUCAUGACUUGGAUGCUUUCAGAAAUCUUUUCUUGCUGCGUUGUAGGUAC